Molecule: messenger RNA, 1037 nt
Organism: Pogona vitticeps (central bearded dragon)
Lineage: Eukaryota; Metazoa; Chordata; Lepidosauria; Squamata; Agamidae
Source: RefSeq, a predicted model, not a curated record
CUUGAGUCUCUCCACUGUUGUUCUGCUCCAGUAAAAGAAGAACCAUCAUGGGAAGUAUUAGUUUUGGGGUGAUCCUUGCUAUUCUGGCCUCAGUCAUCAUGGCUAUCAAUGCUUUUGUGAUUACUACCCUGGUUCGGCCGAUCUGGAAGACUGGAUAUUUGGGGCUGUGUUUUGUUUUAAAUCUUGCCGUCGCCGAUGCCUUGGUUGGCUUUAGCAUAACAGGUCUUGUCACUGAAGAGCUGUAUGGUCCCGAGCACAAGACCCCCCAAAAGUACUGCCUCCUACGCAUGGCCUGUAUUACUUGCCCCUCGGCUGCCUCCAUCUUCACGGUCAUCCUGAUCUCCUUUGACAGAUACCUGGCCAUUGAGCAUCCUUUCCAAUACCUGAAAAUUAUGUGCGCUCCAGUCGUUGGGGCUUGUGUUGGAGGGCUCUGGCUUUUGGCCAGCUUGAUUGGCUUCCUCCCUGUGAUUGUUCGCCGCUUCCAGCAGAAGGAUUAUCAAGGGCAGUGCACCUUCUUUGCAGUCUUCCAGCCCACGUACAUGCUCACUGUCUUCUGUGUUGGAUUCUUCCCAGCUUGCUUUGUGUUCAUCUACUUUCACUGCCAUCUGCUGAAGGUGGCCUCUCUGCACGCUCAGCAGAUCAGAGAGCAAGGGCCCCCUGGGUCAGCAGCAACCUGCCUACCUCCUCCAAUCUCCAGUGCCACAAAGGCUGUGCGCACCGUGGCCAUCCUUGUGGGGUGUUUUGUAAUAUCCUGGUCUCCCUUCUUUAUUGGGAGCCUCAUACAGAUCGUAUGUCAGGACUGCCCCCUGCAUUACGUUCUUGAGCGUUACCUCUGGGUGCUAGGCAUGUGCAACUCUUUGGUGAAUCCUUUGGUUUAUGCCUUCUGGCAGAAGGAGGUGCGUCUGCAGAUCCAUCAGAUGUGCUUGUGCAUGAAGAUGAAAGUCUUCCCCCUGUUCUGUGUUGACAACCACCCUCAUGCUCCCAGCAGAACUGUGGUCUUGGUGCACGCAAUCUCACUGGCCCAACCUGUGGAGUGA